This is a messenger RNA of Thunnus maccoyii (southern bluefin tuna), 10981 nucleotides long. It is a transcript of the gene tet1, whose product is annotated as tet methylcytosine dioxygenase 1. Gene Ontology annotation, biological process: oxidative demethylation; positive regulation of transcription by RNA polymerase II. NCBI's taxonomy places the organism in Eukaryota, Metazoa, Chordata, Actinopteri, Scombriformes, Scombridae. Gene Ontology annotation, cellular component: nucleus. The transcript is spliced from 12 exons. Bases 1285 to 7914 code for a protein of 2209 amino acids. The record is from RefSeq and is a predicted model, not a curated record. Gene Ontology annotation, molecular function: DNA 5-methylcytosine dioxygenase activity; DNA binding; zinc ion binding.
UAAAUUUUAAAUUAAUAGAAAUAGAAAAACAGUCUGCUUAGUCAGUUGUUCUCUUUUAACGAGCGAUUAGCUCGCAUGCUAACAUUAAUGUACAUACAUCCUUAUCAAACGUUACCAACUGACGUUAGUUUGAUCCUUUAUAAACAUAUAUUUUUUAGCGCUCUCCUGCGUCCACUUGCUAAAACACACAUCGCUGUGUGAUCCUGGAGUAAAAUUAACAGCUGAAGUCCACUCCGGGUUUUCUUGUCCACUCUUUCCUCCAGAGCCGACGAGUUUUUUCGGCCAGCGGAGCCCGUAGGUUGCGUCUGGCGGAGGGAGAGAGCGGGGGCUGCCCUGAAUGGAUUGGCAUAAGAGGGAUUUACAUUUUAACGGGUGCCGUGCUCCGCGAAGACUACACGGUGGUGCACGUUGAAAAACAACUAUACCGACUCGCUCGACAUAUGUUCAUGUUGGUGCUAUUAUCAUGUCCAUGUGUCACCGUCGAGAAAGGAUUGAACUUGCCAGCAGUCUAUAUUUGCCGAGGAGGGAAACCAAUACAAGGUCUCGCUGUCUCGCUGGAGCGGAGUAUUAUUAGCAGUUCAGACAGUGCAACUGUCUCUCUCUGGUAUGUAAAGCAUUUCAGCCAGUAAACGACGUGUAAAUAAAAACCUCACGGACAACAAAACAAGCCGUACAAAAGUGAGGUUUUCGGCCGUGUUGUGGGGUUUAUAUGUAGACGGCGCUUUAAAUGACAGCGGUCAAGUGCAAAAAUAAUAAUAAACAGCGACACUGAAGGCGUUUUUACACGGUAAUAACCUCCUCUUCCGCCAGCCAGAAAGACGAAAACAGGAUCCGACCUCCGGCCAGAGCCCACUCCUCAACGUGUUUGCCCUUUAAACUGUUAAAGCCACGUUAACCAAGCAGGAAGCCGUAGUAUUUGUUUUUAUGUAGUUCUCCCGAUUUUAUGACGUUUAUGUAAAAUAUCCUAGUCAACAUUGGUGCAUUAAAUUGUCUUUAUUGACGUCAACCUUCAAGCACUUGAUCGUCCGAGUAGAUGUUUCAGGCGUGGCAAAAGUGUCAUUUAAAGCAAAGUAAAGAAAAAUGGACUUAGCUUUGUACAAGUUCUGCAAAAUGUUUGUCAUGCACUGCAAUUACACCAUAACUACGGCAUCAUAAUUUACAGUUCAAGAAUAAAACACAGAAGAGGAAGAUUUUUGAAAGUAAAAUUGUCUGCUGAUUAAGAGAUAAACAUUCAUCUGGCUCCCAUGCUGGCUUUCAGAAAUCCUCCCCUCCAUACCCUCAGCCAUGCCUGCUACUACCAAACCCGCCAGGAGACAGACACCUGCUCAGAGAAAAAAUGGCCAGAAAGUUAUCAGCAGCAAAAGGCAAACUUGUAACUCAAAUAAACCCAGAGGCAGAGUUGCAGAGAGGCUCCAGAAAACACCAGCAGCACCCAAAAAGUCAACAGCCAGGGCUCAGGUACGGUCGGGCCAAAGCCCCCGUGGAAGAGGGGUUAGCGGGCCUGCUGGUCAGGGCCCUGGGAGGUCGCCUGGCAGAGUUAACCAUGCCCUAAAUGUAACAGGAUCUGCAAGGCUUAGACGGCUGAGUAAUCCACCUGACCACUGUGGCGAGUUAGAAGACCCCCUAGGGCGAAGGAAGUCCCUGCGGGGCGCACUGGUGUCUGCUUCUCCCUGCCAGCCUCCUAAACCUAGCAGAGGAGGGAGAAACAGCAGGGGGAGCGCGGGGAGAGGAGCAGCAUCAGGUAACACAAGAAACCAGCUUACAAGCACCAGCAUCAACGAGUCAACUCCCGAUGAGAAAAAUGAGAAACUGGACACCUGCGACGCUCAAGAGAUCCUUCCGGUUUCUCUGAAAACUGAUUUUGAAGUCCUGGCUAAUAUAAAAGAUCAAAGUCUAGAUGUCAGUAAUGCUAAAGAGGGCAGCCCUCUUAAAGCUGAUUCGCCACCGUGUAAUGACACACUGGAGGACUGUAUGCAGUGCAGCUGUGACAGUACCAUAACCGAGCAAGACGAAAAGACUGUCAGCCAUAACAGUGAAGAUGACCUGAGGUGUGUGACCGGGGCUCCUGUGUGUGAUGAUGUUGAUGGACAGCUAGAACUCUGCAGUGACAGAAGUAAAGAUAGCCCUUCUGAGCUUGCUGUGCUAACGAGUAGUGGCUCACCAGGGGUGCAAGGCGGCAGCGAGGGAGAUGACAGUUCAUCUAUCUUAGGAAAUAAUCUUGAUCAUCUUGUCAGUGAUGGCAAGCAAGAUGAUGUGUUUACUCUGCAUCAAGAGGAAGGCAACACGCUGGACUUUAAAGAGAGUAGGACGGAUGAAAGAGUGAUUGUUGACACUGAGAGGAAAGAGGAGAUAAGUCAUGAGAGGAGUGAGAGUUUAGAGGCAGAGAAAGUAGUUGAGAGACUAGAUGAGACUGAGGAAGAGAUGGAGGAGAUUGUUGAGAGGUUGGAUAAUUGUGAAGGAGAAGAAGGAGGAAAUAAAGAAAAGAAGAAUGAUGUUUUCAUCAAUCCUGCUGACUCCAACCCCAGCACUUCUGUCUGUCAGCCUCCAGAUCCACCUCCCACUAACGAUGUGCUGACAGCACUGUCAGAAUCACUUGUAAGGGUGCUACCUGUCUCCAACACAGCUACCUCAAAUCCCACCAAAGCCCCCACCACCUCAGAGUCACUUGAACUAGAGGUUCUGAGCCAGGGUAAGACAGACAUGCAACCAACCAUUCAUGGUGCUAAACCUCAAUUCCCAGGGUUCUCUGCUGUCCCUGAGACUGCCCUGUUGCCGCAGACCGCUCUAGUGACACGUAGUACACCGGUUAUUAUCCGUAGUGACUCCCUCAAACCUUGGAGCUUGAAGGAGUCAAGUCAGGGGGAAGCACAACAACUGCAAAGCCUUGAGAGCUCUUCUCCUCAGGAGGAAAGACAAGCUUGCACACCAGUGAAGACACAGACCAAAGAUAGUGAAUCCAAUCGAAACCCAUUUGAGCGCCACAACCAGAAAGAGACUUCUUCGCUGUCACUGUCACUAGUUCCUCAGUCGAGCACAGAUGCCCUUACAGCUGAGCGUGAACCAAACCUCAGCGAGAGCAGCGUUGUGGCGGCGGCGGUGCCAGAGCAGGACUCAGUGCCAAAGAUCUCAACUCCCUCUCUGGACAGUAGCUCCACAUUCUCCUGCAGCUCGGAAAGUACUCGCUCCUCUUUUUCUUUUGACACUGAAUCAGAAGCAGGGUAUGGAGAGCCCGGUCCCUCCGUUAUGCCAGGAUCCUGGGGGCCAGAGGGGGCCUGUUUGCCCUCCUGGACCACUCCAAAACCACAGAAAAAGGAGAGGAAGAAGCGGAGCAGGUGUGGGACGUGCCAGCCAUGCCUGAGGAAGAUCAGCUGCGGCCAGUGCAGCUGUUGCCUCAACCGCAGGACUGGCCACCAGAUCUGUAAGCUGAGAAAGUGUGUGGAACUAAAGAGAAGAAGAGUUUCAUCCCCGCUCACUCUGUCUGCUGCACUGGUGGUUCCAGAAAGUGGGUCGGUAAAUGGCAAAGGCAAGGCACAGAUGGAUGACACCCACAUGGCAGCAGAGGAGGAUGAGGGGGAGGAAGGCCACAUACCUCAUACACAAGCUCCCCCCAUUACCCACUUGCUCACCCACAACCUGGCCUCGGACCAACGGCCAGCACUUAUUAAAAGAGAGCCUGGGCUGGAGCUGACCAGCAUUGCACUUCACCAACACGUAUGCUCUUCUGUGACUUUUCAGAAUGGUUCUGCUGAGAACCUGACAAAACCCAAUGGUGCUAAAAUGACUACGGGGUCACAGUCUGAUCUAAAGUCUGCAUAUCAAAGGACUAUGAUGGCAUCAGAGUCUCAAAGGACUAUAAUAGCUGCCAUCCCUAAAGACUGCUCUGAGAAUGGACCCAAGACUCCUCCAGAUGACAUGUCAGUUCCACUAAAGAAGAUCAAACUGGAGGAGCCGUGGGUGUGGAUCACUGAACAGGCCACCACAAAGCUGAGUGAUGAGGAUGAGGUCUGCGAAGACUCGCUAUCCACGCUGGCGGCUGUGGUGUGUCUGUCUGUCACAGAGAGGAAGGGACUGGAGGAGAAACUUUGCAGCUCACGUUCUUCCAUUCUUUGCUCCAUCAAAACUGAACCACCAGAUUUGCACUUUGUUAAAAAAGAGCCAGAGGACUUGAAGAGUGACUUGUGUCAGAAAAGCACUCCUGUUAGCCUGCAAAGGACUCCCCAGACUAUCAAAAGUGAACCUCCUCCAAAUGUCUUGCUACCAAGUGUGCAGUCUUUGGCAGAGAGGAGAAAUCUUAGUUUUGAUCAGGCUAUUGCUAUUGAGGCCUUGACUCAACUGGCAGCUAUACCUCAAAGCAUCCCAGGGUCCAAUAAAGCUGAAAGUAAGUGUGAACAUCCCAUUUCUGCGGCUGCCCCGCUUACAACCUCCAAUACAAAUACACCCCUGCAAGAAGCCAAACCCACAGCAGCUAUCCGCUACAACAAAGUCUCGGUCAUCAGCUCACCACUUCACCAGACGUCAGUCAUACGCCCUCCUGUGGCCAGACAAGGGAAUGUCAUCCAGUGCUCCCAGGGGCCGAGCCCCAGCACAAAGCUGUCUCUGCAGGACCUCUUAGAGGCCAGCUCAGACAGUGAUAGAAGACCCUUUAGGAGGACAGAACAGGGCUUUGGCUCUCAUGUCAUCAAGUCGGAAUGCAGCUAUAAAGAUCCCAGUGACAUAAAGUUCAGUAAAGAUCAUGAGCGGUUGUUCGGGGAGGACAGAGAGAGGGUUGUUAAAAUGAGAAACAGAGAUGAGGAGGAGGUGGCAGCUCAACUGGCAGACCUGGCCUUCAUCAUCCAGUCCAGACACAACCUGCAGUCGGAGAACAAUCCUCCAAAAGGAAUGCCUGUAUCAGCCAUCAAAUACAACUAUAACUCACAGCUACCCCCCAUUCAGAAAAAGACCCUCACAAAGAAAACAAAAGCAACCCCUUCCAAGCCCAGGAAGAAGAAGAUAAGUGAUGGACUACAAGAGGGAAUCAACCGCAGGACCCCCCUCUCAAAACGCAUGCCAAAUGGAGAGACGCACCACAGGAGCAGAGGCCAGAAGACCCUACCGCAGGGGAAAUCAGGUCUUCCCCACAAGAGGAACCUGUUCCUGCCUCAGGCUCAAAUUGACCUGAAGAGAUACUUAGCUGAAGCUCAGGAGGAAGAGAGGCAACUCAUCUAUCACAGUCACGCAAACAACACAGCCCUCUUAGGGCCGCAGACUCAGAACUACGGCACUCUCACAAGGGUCAACCACACUCUUGGUCAAGAGAACCAGCCAUGGUCCCUUUCAAAUGGUCCACUCCACCACCACAAUCCAUGCAAUGGUCAUGCUGCAGGACCGGGGCAGGAGUGUGAAAGGCGUUUGUUUACUCAGGUAGCGCAGCAUGGUGCUGAUCCUAACCCCAGCCCAGCCAAUACUGCUUUCCUCAGCCACACCACUGGGUAUCCCGGUAUGGCUAAUGGCUUCUCGGGGGCACGGCAGUCCCCUCCUCCAAGUCAGCAGGGCUACUACAAGCUGGAGAGGUCUGGACCCAUUACUGUCCUGUCCACGUCUACUGAUGCGGAUCCGGGCCACUCUGCGGAGUCAACUCCAUCCAAGAACAGCGUCAACAGCUUUCUGGAGUCUCCUAUGAGUUUUCUGGACACCCCUACCAAGAACCUGCUCAAUACACCUUCCAAAAAACUGGCCGAUCUUCCAUCCUGUCAAUGCAUGGACCAAAUCAUUGAAAAGGAGGAAGGCCCUUACUAUACUCACCUUGGGGCAGGACCUAGUGUCGCUGCAGUGAGGGAACUGAUGGAGAACAGGUAUGGUGCCAAAGGAAAUGCAGUAAGGUUGGAAGUUGUUGUUUACACUGGGAAGGAAGGAAAGAGCUCCCAGGGGUGUCCGAUAGCUAAAUGGGUGAUCCGGCGUAGCAGCGAAGAGGAGAAGCUGCUAUGUUUGGUCCGCCAGAGGCCAGGGCACCACUGUGACUCUGCUGUGUUGGUCAUUCUCAUCCUGGCAUGGGAGGGAAUCCACCGGCCGGUGGCAGACCAUCUCUACCGGGAGCUCACAGAUACCCUCUUUAAAUACGGCUCCCCCACCAGCCGCCGCUGCGCCCUCAAUGAAGAUCGUACGUGUGCGUGCCAGGGUUUGGACCCGGACACCUGUGGAGCUUCAUUUUCCUUUGGCUGCUCCUGGAGUAUGUACUUCAAUGGCUGUAAGUUUGCCCGCAGCAAAGUGCCCCGCAAGUUCCGCCUGAUUGGAGACUACCGGGAGGAGGAGGAGAAAAUAGAGAACAAUCUUCAGAGUCUUGCCACUGACCUCGCACCACUCUACAAGAGACUGGCUCCUGAAGCCUUCCAAAACCAGGUGGAAAAUGAGGAGGCAGGUGGAGACUGCCGGCUGGGCCGGAGGGAGGGACGUCCUUUUUCAGGAGUCACAGCCUGUGUGGAUUUCUGUGCUCACGCUCACAAGGACACUCAAAACAUGAAUAAUGGCAGCACUGUAGUUUGCACUUUAACCAAGGAAGAUAACCGUGCAGUCCGCAACAUACCAGAAGAUGAGCAGCUCCACGUUCUGCCACUAUACAAGAUCUCUGACAGGGAUGAGUUUGGUCAGGUUGAAGGACAGUGGGCCAAGAUGCAAAGUGGUGCUCUACAAGUUCUAUCUUCUUUUCCCCGAGAGGUGCGUCUACUGGCUGAGCCAGUGAAAUCAGCCCGUAAGAUAAGGCAAGAAGCUCGUCUGAAAGCUCAAGCAGAGCGGCUUGAGAAGAAGCUUGGACUGACCCCUCUCACUCCUGCGAAAAUGAAAAGUGAAACCCCCAACAAAGAGCCACAGGCCUAUUACAGCUCUUACAAACUACCACCCAGACCUGCCAGCGUUGGAAGGUACCUACCGGAGAGGAACCAACCCAGCACUUACAGCCAGAGCACCAGCAGCUAUCCUACUCCGGGUGCAGGGGUCACCCCACAGAGGGAGAUCAUCUCCCCCAACCACCACGGCCUGCCUGGCCUCCAGUUUGGACAGAAUGGUUUAUCUCUCACUUAUAAGACAAUGAGUGAUGCCAUGAAUGGUGAUUCUCCAGCAUCUGGUGACCAGAGUGUUCCCAAAAAUCAGUUUGGGCACCCAUUUGAACGUAUACCUCCACAUAAUGCCCUUAGUGACUACCCCCACACUUUUAAAACUGAGCCCAACGAGGUGCACUGCUCUCCUCUGCGGAGACCCUCCCCCAGUGGGAGUGCUCCUCCUCCCUCCUCCUUCUCCCCCAGACCUACCUCUGAGGGCCUCUUCAGCAGGCUCAAUGGACUCCACAGGGCUGCAGGAGAUGUCGGCGCAGAGGUCAGGGGCCACGGCCUCGCUCCGCUCUCAUCUCUCCCCCUUCCCCCACAAACGACCCCCGUUGAACCAGAGGAAGUUAAGCAGGAAGAGGUGUGGUCAGACAGCGAGCACAACUUCCUGGACCAUGAUAUAGGCGGAGUAGCCGUGGCACCCUCACACGGCUCCAUCCUGAUAGAAUGUGCACGGCGGGAGCUCCACGCCACCACCCCUAUCCUCAGGCCGAACCGGAGCCACCCCACGCGCAUCUCCCUGGUCUUCUACCAGCACAAGUCCCUGAAUGAGCCAGGCCACGGGAUGGCUAUGUGGGAUGCUAAAAUGGCCAAGCGGGAACGGGACAGGGAGGAGGAGGCGGAGAGAUUAAGGAUGGAGGAUAGUCUGAGCAAAGGGGUGGGGAAGAAUGGCAACGGAGGUGUGGAGCUAGAGGGGGAAACAGGGGAGGAGGCAGAAGAGAUGAGGAGGAGGAUGAAUGUUCCCACACGUCAAGCAUGGACUCUUCCGAGGGAUGGUGUCAUCACCGUGUCCCCUUACGCUCUUACCCAAGUGACGGGCCCCUACAAUCGCUGGACUUAAUCAACAUGUUUUACACACACACACACACACACACACACACACACACACACACACAUACACACACACACACACAGAAAACUCCUACACCCUGUGCUUCUGCCUUACCUCAGUCAACUUCAAACUGCUACUCUCAUUUUUAUGUCGUUUUCAUUGUGCUUUUCUAAUAUCUCUUUGUUCACUUUGUCCUCCUUCGUCUCUGCCUUCGAAGUGAUGAGGAAGACCAAAGUUUGUUGGCUUUUUAACUGUGAGUUUUCGGUGUUGGUUUUUAUUGUAAAGAGAUGGUGCUUUGAAGCAUUUUAAAGAUGUUGUUAAACUGGUUUUAUAUACAUGAUUAAGAACAAAAAAGAUGUGAUUAUUUAUUCUGAUCAUAACGAUUUCUAUUUAAUUCCUGGUGUAAGCCUGUUUACUGCAAGAUUUCUAUGAUAACCUGCAUUAUGUGUUGACGCUCAGAAUUUAUGUUGUACAGUAGGACUAUGCUCUUUAUUUCAGCCAGUAGUUCUCUUUUCAUGAGAUGAAUCUUAUUGGCUUUUACAUUGGUGCCAUUCUCACUGUAACCUUUUGUUAAGCAAACGCAUACAUUACAUAAUGUAGAAAACAAGACUAAUAUCAUGCAUAUAUUUACUACAGAUUGUCACAUGUAGCAUCGUGCUUUUCCUUCUGCUGCCUCUGACUUCUGCUGGCAGUCGAUGAAUGAAAUGUACUUCUUUGGUUUGUUGUUUUGUUUAUUUUUCUCCACGUCUGGAUGGUUUGUCUUUUAUUCACAGAUUAUGUAUGGCAUAUUAAGAAGCACUUUUUUAUUUUCCUAAACUUAACUUGAAAAGGUCCCAAUCCAUAGGCCUAAAUAUGUAUGUACAGAUAGAGAUAUAUAAAGCCUCUUUCACACAUAGUUCCCGGUAAAUUAUUGGGAUAACCUUUCAGGCACCGCUAGUGAUUUUCGCUAUUCACACACGCAGCUGCAUUCAGGAACAUUUCCGUCUUGCGCCUUUUCACACAUGCUAUGGUAAUGCCGGAAUAGAUAGGGCAAGGGAUAGUCCAACAGAUGGCGGUUAAUGCAACACUUAUAGAUGCCAACCGCCAUAAAAAUCAACAGAAGAAGAAGGUGAUAAGGUGGCAAGGCCGGAUGUACGUGUAUGCAGCGGAAGGCAUGUCCAGUUUCCAGCCAUUUUUGGAGAAAAAAAGAGCUUGUUUUCAAACAAAAGAACUUAUUCUAUUGCUUAUCGUAUUGCUUGUUAGUCAUCAAAUCACCCGCGAAAACAUUGGCAAGGCAACUAGUCGCGGAUUCAAAUGCAUCAUUAGCAGAGUCUUGUGAUUGGUGCUCGCUUCACGUGAAAGCAUCUUUCGUCAGACGGACGUAACCCUUUACAUGCUUGUCCCUGCGAUGUUACUGCUUUCAUUCACAACACAGCCGUACUGGCAUUUUCCCUGAAGGUGGGAAAGAUACAGAUUUCCCUGAAAUUCGAUCCCUGCUCCCAUUUAAACACAUGACCCCAUACAGGAAAUGUUCCUGAACAUUUCAGGGAUAGACUGCAUGUGUGAAAGGGGCUUAUGACAGUUUAGCAUGAACCCUGUUUUAUUUCACAGUAUUUCUGCUUUUUUUUUUUUUUUUUUUUUUGGAUUGAAAAUGGCACACAUAUCUAAGGAAGUUCACUCUCAUUAAAAACUCAAGCAUAGCAUAAUAAGCAUAAUGAGGAAUCAUAAAAUGCUGCAACAAUAAAGUGUUCAUCAUUGUUGGCACUUACUUGAUGUUCACCUUCUGAAAAAAAUGAAUCAAAAAAAUUCAGAGGGCACAAACACUUGAUCAUAGGAUUACGAAAAAUCUGACUUACUGUACAUGUUCAUGGUGCUAAUGAGAUCUCUGUUAUUUUCUUUACAGAAAUCACAUGUCAGAUGUGUCAACUGAAUAUUGCCAGUUUUUUAUGUCCAUACUCUUGAGUACAAAACUGUGUUAGUUAAUGCUGAAUCAUCCAGCUAUUUCUUCUCUUGCCUCCUCUCUGCUUUUGUUGGAAAACCACUCAUAAACAGUCAUCGGAUCCCACUCAAACUUUUGCCUAAGACGAUUUCGGGUGCUCGACCCUUGUGAAGCCUUUGUUUACAGAUAGCUUUUCUUACAGGGUCUGAAUAAGGGGGGUUGUUGUCAACUCCUGGUGAAUCAGGAUUUUAUUUUUUAUUACCCACGAAAGAGAAGCUCUUCAUUUUAAGAACUCACCAGUGAAAUUUCAGCACAAAGACCUUUCACUGAUAUUCACACUAACACUGGUGGUAUAACAUUUUCUUUGAGAAAACGUAUUGGUUAUUUUUACACUUUAACUUCCUUUUGGUGCUAAUAGGACAAGAUGUCAAGGUCGAUUCAUUGACUCAAACUGGUUUUAUACUGAACGGUGAUGGUAUGGUGCUCUUUGGAAACUCAGCACACACUGAUCUUGUAUAUACUUCAACACAAAGGUAGUUUUAUCAUUUCUUUGGAUGAUUACUGACUGACAACAGACUGGAUUGCUGCAGUAUCUCACCUUUGAUCAUGAUGUUUCUCAAGUACCAGUAAAAUGCAAAUUAUUGUUCAUUUAGAGUCGAAAAGUCUUCCACAGAUAACCAAACUCUCCGACAAUUCUCAAAUGGUUAGUUGGGAAAAUCACAACAUACACAGAAAAUGAAAUGAAUGUAAACCGUUUUAAAUCAGUUGAUUUAGAAAUAACAUUUUGAAUAUCGCAAAACAAAGCUACAGUUGUAAAUGUGUCUUUUGAUUCAUUGUGGAGACGUUCUCGGUCCACAUUACGCAAGUACAUUGAAAGUCUUUUUUUAUCAAUGAGGAACUAACAACUAGCACCAGCAUUCAAAAAUCUGAAAAAAAAACUUUUAUUAGUAGAAAAUGUGUAAAUAUGUAUGUGAACCAUAUUGUUUUACUGUACUGUUAAUGGUGUUUAGAUAAUGGAUGAUCUUGCUUAUUUUGAAACUGAAUUACUGUACGUUGCUGAAAGUAUAUCCAGUUUAGACUUGAGAAGAGACUAAAUUUAGCAUUCCUUUUACGGAUGGCUGAUCUCUUUCGGGAUUGUGAAAUAAAGUCAUAUUUAUA